This is a messenger RNA of Helicoverpa zea (corn earworm), 1505 nucleotides long. RefSeq names its product cuticle protein 18.6-like. NCBI's taxonomy places the organism in Eukaryota, Metazoa, Arthropoda, Insecta, Lepidoptera, Noctuidae. Gene Ontology annotation, cellular component: extracellular matrix. The transcript has 4 exons. The coding region runs from base 409 to 1425 and encodes 338 amino acids. The record is from RefSeq and is a predicted model, not a curated record.
GUACGUGAGGGCGCCGUGACUCCUCCCGAGCCACUCCCCAAAGAGGGGACUUACCGCCACGAUGGUGGCGUGCCCUGUACAGGAACACCUUCAGCCCACUUGAUCACGUGCGUUUCUGUCACUCCACAUCUUAAUUAAAAAUCAACAUUCCCUUAAGCCGAAUGUGAACUGGUACAUGAGAUACAUUCCUAAUCUUGUUUGUAAUGUAAGUAAUUCAACUUAUGCAAACGCCAUAAGCCGACCUUCACCUCUCAAUCAGUGCACCUUACGCACUUCGCGGCGCCCCAGGCUUGCAAUGUGUCACCAACGAUGUGAACUGUAGGCGACAACACAAGUAUAAAAACUGUAGCAGGUCACACAUUGUCACAGUUGUGCAUUGAUAUUCAUAUCUACAACACACAUUCCAAAAUGGUCGCUAAGUUUGUCAUCGUACUGUCUCUGGCUGUGGCGGCUUACGCCGUGCCGCUGGUGGCGGUGGCCCCGGCAGAGUACGCCGCGCCUGCGCACUACGAGUUCUCGUACUCCGUGCACGACGAGCACAGCGGCGACGUGAAGCAGCAGCAGGAGGCUCGUGAGGGCGACGCCGUGCACGGCUCCUACUCGCUCGUGCAGCCCGACGGCGUGCACCGCAUCGUCGAGUACACCGCCGACAAGGAGCACGGAUUCAACGCCAACGUGCGCUACGAAGGCACUCCCGUGCACCAAGCUCCUGUAGCCAAGCUCGCCUACGCCGCUCCCGUAGCCAAGCUGGCCAUCGCCGCCCCCGUAGCCAAGAUUGCCUACGCCGCUCCCGUAGCCAAGCUCGCCUACGCCGCUCCCGUCGCCAAGCUCGCCUACGCCGCGCCCGUAGCGCACUUCGUGAUUGUACUGUCCCUGGCUGUGGCGGCUUACGCCGUGCCGCUGGUAGCGGUGGCCCCGGCAGAGUACGCCGCGCCUGCGCACUACGAGUUCUCGUACUCCGUGCACGACGAGCACAGCGGCGACGUGAAGCAGCAGCAGGAGGCUCGUGAGGGCGACGCCGUGCACGGCUCCUACUCGCUCGUGCAGCCCGACGGCGUGCACCGCAUCGUCGAGUACACCGCCGACAAGGAGCACGGAUUCAACGCCAACGUACGCUACGAGGGCACCCCCGUGCACCAAGCUCCCGUCGCCAAGGUGGCCUACGCCGCUCCCGUCGCCAAGCUCGCCUACGCCGCUCCCGUAGCCAAGAUCGCCUACGCCGCUCCCGUAGCCAAGAUCGCCUACGCGGCUCCCGUAGCCAAGCUCGCCUACGCCGCUCCCGUCGCCAAGGUAGCCUACGCGCCUGCCCCCGUGUCCUACGCUCACGCUCCCGUGGCCUAUUCCGCGCCCGUCGCCAAGCUCGCCUACGCCGCGCCCGUAGCGCACGUCACUUACUCCUCUCCCGCCAUCUCCUACCACCACUAGAUAACUACCCUUGUUAUUGUUACAUAAUAUGAUUGUUCUAUUUAUUGAAUUGACUAAGUGAUAUUAAAUUUUUGAACUGA